Messenger RNA from Necator americanus (New World hookworm), 582 nucleotides. RefSeq lists its product as uncharacterized. Bases 1 to 582 code for a protein of 193 amino acids. The record is from RefSeq and is a predicted model, not a curated record. The transcript has 3 exons. NCBI's taxonomy places the organism in Eukaryota, Metazoa, Nematoda, Chromadorea, Rhabditida, Ancylostomatidae.
AUGGAGGGCAGUUUGCCUCUUGCGAUGACAAUAUUGGUGGUGGUAUCUGUGCGUCUCCACAACGGUUUACUACCUCAUAGUAGCGUGGAUGUGACACUGGGCGUCGAACUGCGAUGCACAGCGGAGGUUGGGCGACGACCUGUGGUGAAAGCUAAGCUCGCCGUGGCAUGGCUGCUUAGUUUGGGGAAAAGUCUCUUUGCCACUCCAGCAUAUUCACUGCCUCAGUACCCUGCACACUGGGCCCUGCCGUCUCAGACGUCGGACGGUAUGGCGACCGACGCUGACCUGCAUGCCCUUCUCGGAGCUGCAGGGCGUAUCAAAUUUCACGUGAUUGCUCUGCAGGAAACCAAGUGCAGAAGGAGCGACGUACGACAGAUGAAUAACGGUACACUCGUCAUUCGUGAAGAGAAGGUUCCGUCGCGAGAUGUGAGCGGUGUUGGUUUUGUUGUGCACCCAUCUGUCGUCCAUCUCGUCGAUUCUCACGAGAUCCUGUCACCUCGUCUGGCCAUUCUUCGCCUCCGCCCUCUGCGCCAAAAAAUCUAUCAGUAUCAUCAAUUACUAUUCACCAACAUCAGCAGCUGA